AUUGUCCGGUAGUGCACCAAACAUGGCGGCCCCCAUCAGGACGUUGUGCUGCUCAGUAUUGAGACACUCCAGAAGACAGUUUAGCACAACAUGUACAGUACAAGCCGGAGAAAAAUGGAGGAAAGAACAUGGCCUUUCCCGUAGUGGAUCAGAAUAUGGACCUCUGACAGAUCUACCAGACUGGUCUUUUGCAGAUGGAAGACCAGCUCCUCCACUAAAAGGUCAACUGAGAAGAAAGCGAGAGCAGGAAGCUUUAGCUAGACGCAUUGUGAUGCUCAGCUCAGAGGUGGACAGAGGAAUCGAGACCUGGAAAGAAAAACAGGAAGAGGCCAGAAGAAAGGAGGAGCAUAAAAAGUCUCUUUUACUGAAGCCAAAAGGAAAGCUGUUAAUGAAGUAACCAACCCAGAGUUAAUGGAUCAGUGGAAUCAUGUGAUGAUAGUCCGUCUGGUGGAUGGAUUUAACAGGACAUACGGACUUACUCCUGCAAAUCAGUUUGUGUUUUUCACUGUUAAUUAAUUCCUGCAAUAAAUAUUUCUGUUUAUACUUAACAUAUGAAGGUUAUGUGAUUCAUGUGUUGAUUUAGAAAUAUAGAAA
Sphaeramia orbicularis (orbiculate cardinalfish) is the source of this 594-nucleotide messenger RNA. It is a transcript of the gene mrpl52, whose product is annotated as mitochondrial ribosomal protein L52. Gene Ontology annotation, cellular component: mitochondrial large ribosomal subunit. Bases 23 to 397 code for a protein of 124 amino acids. The record is from RefSeq and is a predicted model, not a curated record. Gene Ontology annotation, biological process: mitochondrial translation. Gene Ontology annotation, molecular function: structural constituent of ribosome. The transcript has 5 exons. Lineage: Eukaryota; Metazoa; Chordata; Actinopteri; Kurtiformes; Apogonidae.